This is a messenger RNA of Neolamprologus brichardi, 2091 nucleotides long. The record is from RefSeq and is a predicted model, not a curated record. Lineage: Eukaryota; Metazoa; Chordata; Actinopteri; Cichliformes; Cichlidae.
AUGGCCUCAGAUAUUAUGGAGGUGGCUGCUCUGGGUCGACCUUUCACUUUAGGGAUGCUCUACGAUGCCCGGAGAGACAGACUUAUCCCAGGUGUGAAGCUGUGGGAUGACAGCAGUCAAGAAGAAAGAACAGAAGAGCAGGACCAGCCUAGUACUUACUUGAAUGUCAUUAAAUCUGAUUCUUUUGAAUCCAAGUCCUCUCUGCUGGAUGUUGAUUCUUCCAUGAAGCUCAGUGUCCUGUCUGGAAUGGUUAAAGUUGGAGGAUCAGCCAGGUACCUGCUUAAUAAGAAGAAGUUUCAACAUCAGAGUCUAUUCACACUUCACUACAAAGCUACCACCAAAUUCAAACAGCUGACACUGAAUCCUCAGAAAAUCAAGAACAUUAAACUAACAGAUAAUGUGAGGAGUUCGGCAACACAUGUAGUCACAGGAAUCCUUUAUGGAACAAAUGCUUUUGUUGUGUUUGACAGUAAGAAGUUGGGUGCUAGCAACAUUCAGGACACCCAGGCUAGUAUGGAAACUGUGAUAAACAACAUCCCCUCAUUUAAUGUUGAUGGGAAAGUUGACAUCAAGCUGAGUGAUGAAGACAAAGCUGUGACUGAUCAAUUCACCUGCCAAUUCUAUGGAGACUUCAUUCUUGAAAGCAACCCUGUAACAUUUGAAGAUGCAGUGAAGACAGUCAGCCAACUUCCAAAACUACUGGGAGAAAACAAAGAUAAUGGUGUCCCACUGAAGGUCACACUGAUGCCACUGAAGGAUUUGCAUCUCAAAGCCAAGGUGAGGAUUGAAGAGAUCAAUCCUGGACUUGUUAGAAAGGCUGAAGAUAUCCUACAGGAUCUCCAUAAUGUGGAAAUAAGAUGCAAUGAUCUGCUGGAGGACAAAGUGGUGAGAAGCUUUCCACAGAUACAAGAAAAGUUGAUCAGAUUCAAGAAGCUCUGCGAGUAUUACAGAUCUUCACUCCAGCAGACAAUGGCUGAGAAAUUUCUCUCCACCAGGGUAGGUAAAGAGGAUACACAGAAAUUAGUGAAAGUGUUUGAUGACAGAGACAAGUCACCUUUCAGUCAGGAGAGAUUAACCAAGUGGAUUGAAUAUCAAGAGAAAGAAAUCAACAACAUCAGCUGCAUUCUAAACAUUCUGCAAGGAAUAAAGAUCAUCUCAGAUCAGUCCAAGCUUGACAGAGAGGUGUUUAAUUCAGAAAAGGAAGUUCUCUGCUUUGCUUUCACCUCCCUGAAAUACACUCCAUAUCUGCAGAACAUGUCUGACUACUUGGAUAAAAUGAAACUGGACAGUGGUAACACUACACCUGCCAAGGAUCAUUGGUAUUUCUCUGAUGAUGUAAGAGCCAAAAUGAUUAAAAAAGCAAAACUUCUGAAGGAUAGCAGCAGAUUUUAUUGCCUUGUAGCAGCCAUUGGAAAGGACAAAUACAAAGGAGCAAGUAUCUACCACUACAGGAACACUGGCCUGGUCACUGCUGAUUUCUCGGGGCCUGAUAUCAAUGAUGUGGAAACUGUGAGGGACAGAAGUGAUCUGAUGUGGUAUGCCUGUGACCUCACCCUGGAUCCAAACACAGCACACUGUGAACUCGUUCUGUCUGAAGGAAAGAAGAAGGUGAAAAGAGGAAAGACACAGUUAUAUCCUGACCUUCCUGAGAGAUUCAGUAAGUUACCUCAGGUUUUGUGCAGAGAGAAGCUGAAUGGGCGCCAUUACUGGGAGGUACAAUUGAGUGCUUCCUGGCUUGCUGUUGUUUCUGUAGGCGUUUGCUACAGCCAACUUGAAAGGAAAGGAAACAGUGACUUGUGCAAGCUUGGGUAUAAUGAAAAAUCCUGGAGUUGUAGUUGCAGGUAUCUUCUAGGCCUUUGGUACUUUGUAGUACAUAAUGGCUUAAAAAUAUUCAAACUCCCUAAGGGCUGUCCCAAACUUGGAGUGUUUCUGGACUGGCAUGCAGGAACUCUGUCCUACUAUGUCGUCUCAUGUGACAAACUGACACACAUGUACACUUUCAGAACCAAAUUCUCUGAACCUGUUCACCCAGGAUUCAGACUCUGGACUUUGUUUACAAUCUCUGAUGAAGAUUCAGUUUUGUUGAUGUAG